AUGGUAGACAGACUUGUUGCUGUCCAGGUAGAUCUCGAAACACUUCAGUUUACCCAUUGUGUCAACAUCCCUUCCUCUUUUCCCAGUGGCGACCACGGACCACGGACGGCGGAAAAAGGUAGAGAAAAGCGCACACAACCGACCGACCCACGGUACGGACCACGACGUAUACCCACCCCAAAAGGACCGACCAACCGACCGCCUAGACUUUCAAAAAAAGGCCAGGGAAGCUCUGGGGAUGCAAGAACUUCCCAGCCAGAUCAAAAUAGGCAAAUACUUUUAUUUUAUCUUUUUAUUUUUUGCAUUACUGUUCUUUUAUUUUCUUUCUUUUUCUCAUCAUACUUUUCUUUCAUCUUCUCUUUCUGUCUCCUUUCUUUUUCUCAAUAUUCUUUUCUUUCUUCUUCUCUUUCUGUCUCCUUUCUUUUUCUCAAUAUUCUUUUCUUUCUUCUUCUCUUUCUGUCUCCUUUCUUUUUCUCAAUAUUCUUUUCUUUCAUCUUCUCUUUCUGUCUCCUUUCUUUUUCUUUAUCUUCUUUUUUUAUUCUUUUUGCCUUUUCUCCUCUCUUUCAUUAUUCCUUUCUUUCUUUAGCCUUUCUUCUCUUUUUCUUCUUCUUUUUUUUUCCUCAUUAUUUUCUUUCUUUCUUCUUCCUUCUCCCUCUCUUUAUUCCUUCUAUCUUUAUUGUUUUCAUCUUCUUUUAA
Molecule: messenger RNA, 696 nt
Organism: Acanthosepion pharaonis
Lineage: Eukaryota; Metazoa; Mollusca; Cephalopoda; Sepiida; Sepiidae
Source: the annotation of a GenBank genome assembly